GAAAAAAGUCGGGAAAAAAAUAAGAAGAAAAAGCCGAUUUCUGUUAAUGCUAAGAACAAUGAAAAUAAAUCAAUUCGAGAUUGGAAGGUUCAUACUAACAGUUUGCAGAAUAAGAAUAUGCAUCAAAAAAAGGAGUCAGGCAAUGUGUGGGAUAUUUAUACUGCUCGUAAAGUAUCAUCCGGAAAAUCAAGGGCAGUCGGUGGAUUUGUAUCGGAAUUCGCGUUUUUGAAAAUUCAAAUGCGAAAAUUUCCCGUCAAUAGUCAUUAG
This is a messenger RNA of Ambispora gerdemannii, 267 nucleotides long. The record is from the annotation of a GenBank genome assembly. Lineage: Eukaryota; Fungi; Glomeromycota; Glomeromycetes; Archaeosporales; Ambisporaceae.